This is a messenger RNA of Solea solea (common sole), 2144 nucleotides long. It is a transcript of the gene tpbg, whose product is annotated as trophoblast glycoprotein b. Gene Ontology annotation, molecular function: protein binding. Gene Ontology annotation, biological process: negative regulation of canonical Wnt signaling pathway. The coding region runs from base 482 to 1621 and encodes 379 amino acids. The transcript has a single exon. Gene Ontology annotation, cellular component: plasma membrane. The record is from RefSeq and is a predicted model, not a curated record. NCBI's taxonomy places the organism in Eukaryota, Metazoa, Chordata, Actinopteri, Pleuronectiformes, Soleidae.
CACACACACACAGAGAGAGAGUAGAGAUAGCAGCAUUCUGGAAGUGCACAUGAAACAGGAGGAACCUUCGGGAGACUGUGAAGUGGGCUGUGUGUUUUGGAAACAGUAACCCGAGCAAGUUACCCGCCGGUACUACACUUCUUCAAAGAACUCGACUGUUUUCCCCCAGCUGGAGAAGAAUAAAGCCGCAUUUCUUCCCUUAAAAUCUGAGGUUUGGAAAAGAAACGUGGAGUAGAUUUUUUUUAUCCGAGAAGUUUGCACGUUUCCCCACUUCCACCUUCAUCCUCGUGGACAUAUAGACUAAGCAAGAAUGGUGUGGGGGUAGUUCAUAUAUGGAGCCUUGGCUGCAAGUGGGAGCAGUUUUCGGGAGGAUUAAGGUGGCACACACACACACACACAGUUGAAAAACUUUCCGCGAGGCGGCAAUAACUGAGCUGGAUCUUUACGCACGCUCUGCGCAGACUGAUUUGUAAAAUCCAAGAUGCGCUCCUUGAGAGAGUCGUGCGGAUGUGAAAGCGGAGAAACCCGGAGUGGAGCGCUCAAGUCGGGUAUUAUGCGUUUACUUGUUCUCCUCCUAGUCGUCCUGUCCUGCCACGGUUGUCCGGACAGAUGCCUGUGCUCCUCGCAAACUGUAAAAUGCCAAAACCAGGACCUGGACAAUAUCCCGCGUUCUCUACCGAGCAAUACCAAAAUUCUGUUUGUCACGGGGAACAACAUAUCCCGCCUUACUGAGGACUCUUUUCCAAACAGCCUGGAAAUGUUAACCGACCUCUAUCUCAGCGGGAAUGAGUUGGAGUCUGUGGAAGAAAUGGUAUUUGACAACUUGCCAAACCUAGUGCGACUGGACCUGAGCAACAACAAAUUCCAGGCUUUCAGCGACAGAGCUUUCCCUGAUGACAAUAAACUUCAGAUGCUGAACCUCAGUAAGUCUUUCCACAAUCAUUCCUCCGUAGAGGUGGUCCUAAAUGUCCUGCAGAGUGGGAAGCUCCUCAUGCUGAAAGUCUUGGAUCUGUCCAACAACAACUUCCUGAUUCUUCCAGAGGACACAUUCAGGAGCCUCUCCAACCUGGUCAACCUAAGCCUGCAGAACAGCUCCAUCAUCUCCAUUCAGAACGGGACACUGAAGGAGCCUCCACUGCGUGACCUUGACCUGAGGGACAACAGUCUUAAGUAUCUGCCAAACACUGCCCUGGCAGAGUUCGACCUGAAGCCUGGUCUCCGCAUCUGGCUGGCAGGGAACCCCUGGCGCUGCGACUGCAUCAUCGAGGACAUGCUGAUGUGGCUGAAUAAUUCCUCUCAGGUCGUUGAUGGGCACAAUCUGACCUGCACAGACCCCGAAGCCCUGAGGAGACGACGGCUCCUGCAGGUGGAGCCAUCAAAGCUGAAGUGUUCGGGGGACAUGGAGGGCGUGCUGGAGACGUCUUAUGUUUUCUUGGGGUUGGUGCUGGCACUGAUUGGCCUCAUAUUCCUGCUGGUGCUCUACCUGAACAGAAAAGGCAUCAAGCGUUGGAUGUACAACAUCCGGGAUGCUUGUAGGGACCACAUGGAGGGGUACCAUUACAGGUAUGAGAUAAACUCUGACCCACGUUUGGCCAACUUGAGCAUCAAUUCGGACGUGUAGAUCCAGGAUGGGACAUGGUCUGGGACCCUGCAUUGAGACUUAAAACGACUUAAACUAUCGACAUUUGCAUGAGCAUCUUCCUCUCCUUUCCCAUUUACCCCCAUUUACCUCCAUACAGCCACGGCUGCAUGUCUUCAAGGAAGCUGUGUCGUCAACUGCAUUUCCUCCGUGCAACAUUUCACGGACAGCGAUUCAUGCGGGAGGUUUUCAAAAAGAGUGAUAUGUUCUAUUUUUACUUUCCUGAAGGAUAAAUGGACGGAGUGCAUUGACUUUGAAGUGAAAGAAUACCUGGGAAAAAACGUUGCAUCCUUCUCCUGUUGACUCUGCUGCAGAGAAAUGCUAUGCUGCUUGUUUAUAAGUUUGUUCAUUUGAUUAUGUGAAUUUUGUGAUUUUAAGUAUGCCAUUCAUUUUUGGACGAUUAUAGUGCACAUUGCAUAGUUUGUGGAUUUAGUCGGUGGAUGUGAUAGCUCCCUUUUUCUGUCAAGAUAUUCAGUUCAAAUAAAAUGCGUCUGGAUUGAUGAUA